Messenger RNA from Monascus purpureus, 1104 nucleotides. Lineage: Eukaryota; Fungi; Ascomycota; Eurotiomycetes; Eurotiales; Aspergillaceae. The record is from the annotation of a GenBank genome assembly.
UGUACCUGACGCAAUUGACGCUUCCUUCCUCGCCCUCACUCUUUAAAGUCCCCUCUUGCAAUAAUGUCCUAUACAGCUCUCUUCACUGGCAUCCUUGCCUUGACUUUCUCCACCCAGGCCCAUGGUGGUGUCGUCCAUGAUAAAAGUGUCAGUGUCGCCUACCUUGAGUCCCAGGGUUAUACUAUCAAACCUCUGGCUUUCACUGGUCCCCUUGUGCCUGGAGGUGACAAUGUUACUCUUACAGGUUCUGCUGAUCACAUUCUCACCCAGCUGAUGGAGCUUAACCCUACCUACAAUGCGGCCGCUAUCUACGGCUGGGACAAGACUAGUACUGAAACUGCCGGGAAUGUCAAUGGUAACGAGACUGAUGUCGAUUUUAAUAUUGAUCGCAUCAUCAAACGCGAACGCAUUGUCAACGACAUCCGCUGCACUGACCGCUUCCGCGGUGUCGGUCGAACCAGUGCAGUGAAGGAAGGAAUCGCCAAGCUCAAGAAACUAGGUGGUACCUGCUCUGCUGAACCGGAUACCUGCACGCGUAUGUUUUGCGGUGACGAGACGGGGAUUUAUCUGUGCAACAAUAGCGACAAAACAGUCAGCCGCUCCUGCCUAGAAAUAGCAGAGGACUACGCUGACGUUGUCCGUCUUGUCUGCACGGUCGAUCCGUACAGGACCUAUUUCAAUGGGCAGAUAUUUGAUACGGAGAAGUUCAAUGUCUUCCUCGGCGGUGCAGAGUGUCAUUGGUAGAUAGGUAUUUGUUUAUUAUUUUUCUCUUUUCCGGGCGAUGGGGAGGAUGAUGAUACCGUAUCCUUGGAAUGGGCUGAAGUGGAUUGAGACGGAGAUGAUGGCAUGUGGGAAACAAACUGGGUCUGGUCAAUUCUUUCAGUUGUUGCUGUAUUUUGUCCAUUGCUAGGAAGGUAAUAUGGAGGACACGACGGUUCGGGCAUCUUGUUCAGAGUCCAGGAUUAGGGCUAGCGGCUGUUGGCCACCAUUUGUCAUCAUGCUUGUUUAUGCUUCAGUUACGUGCUCAGUGGAUGAAUUCAUGACUUUAAGAUGCUAUUAUGGCCUUUUUUUUAUCACUCUUCUUUACCUCAAAGUCCUAAUUCA